This is a messenger RNA of Caenorhabditis sp. 36 PRJEB53466, 5773 nucleotides long. Lineage: Eukaryota; Metazoa; Nematoda; Chromadorea; Rhabditida; Rhabditidae. The record is from the annotation of a GenBank genome assembly.
AUGGAUUCAUCCGCCGAGAACGGCGCCCAUAAAAGUCAAAAAGAAAUGAGCAGCACUUGUGCAGUACUCUAUGGUCUUCGGUAAGCAGUGAAUACAACAGGCCGCUUGGCCAACUAUCGACUGGUGGGCGCGUCUCCUCUCCACACUAGCCGGCGUCUCGCACACGACGCUCUAGCGCACCGCGCGCACUCCGCCUCGCGCGCACUCUCUCGCCGCCCGUCUCUCCGCUCGUCGCUCUGCGUCUCGCCGUCUGUCGCACACGCUCACCGCUCUCUCGUCGUUUCUGCGCGCUCACACAGCCCGCCGGCCACGUCGCACAAUCGCACACACACAAAUAGGCACGCGACGCGACCGCGCCGCGCCACUCUCUCGUCGCGUCGUCGUCGUCGCCGCGGGGACGAAUAUCGUCGGGCGCGCGGCGGUCGCGUCGCGGCGCCUCGUGAAUUUGUACGGAAACGCAGAAGAGGAAUUCAGUUGAAACACUAUUUUUUGCCAGUUUUUCUCGAUUUUUGGCCGAAAAAACAUUGGAAAAGUGAGAGAAAACUUGAAAUUUGUGAACUUUCUGCGCGGAGACGUGCUUUUAUAACCCGAAAUUGUCGAUUUUCCCUCGAAUUUGUAUAGAUCAAACAUUUUAUGAUCAAACUUCUUUUAAAAUAUUCUUCUUGUGCAGGCAGCUCAACAUGGAAGACGAUAACAAUCGUAUAGAUGAAAGUGAGAUCGCUGAGGUGAUUUCUAGGGGAAAAUGAAAAAAAAGCUAAAUUUUUUCCAAAAAUUUCAGAUAAUUGAAAUUGACGAGGAGGGCGAGAUGAAGUACGCGAGCGACGAUGACGAGGAUCAGCAGAGCACCUCGAAGUAUGCUUUUUCGCACAAGCUUCGAAAUUAUUUUCAUAUUUAGCGCCGACGUACCGGCCGAGAUCGUCGACGACUCGCUGCUCUCGCUUCAGGCGCACGCGCAGGACUGCUUCGCCAUCGCUCUCGCCUCGAAUCGGUGGCUGGCGACGGGCGGCGAGGACGACGUCGCGUUCCUCUUCGAUCAGAGCGUCUCCGACUCGGAGCCAGUCCUCAAGAUCGAGCACAAGGACUCGGUCACUUUUGUAGCGUUCAACAAUGCCGAAACGCUGCUGGCCACCGGCGAUUUGAGCGGAAAGAUUCUCAUUUCCGAGCUGGCCACCAAGAACGUUCGCGCCGAGGUAUUCACUGCUUUUUUCCCGGAGAAACACGAGAAUUUUCGCGCGAAAACGGCUCUUUUACUGUAAAAAGACUAAAAUGUGCACAUUUUUAUCGCAAAAAUGUCCGACGUGGCCGUGGACUAGUUCGUGUUUCUCUUCCAUCUGUGCAUGAGGCAUUUGAAUUAUUCUCAACAGAGCGCGUUCACAUUAAAAUACCCCGAUAGUAGAGAAAGAAAAAGGAAAAGUUGAAAAAUGAAGCCCCGCCCGUUUUCAGUGCUGCCGGACAGUUCAGUUUAGAAAACUGAACGAAAAAGGGCAGGGCUUCCUCAAAAAAGUGAGAAAAAAUUGCAGAUCGAUGAGUGCAACGAUCUGGAAUGGAUAAAAUGGCAUCACACGGCCGACAUCCUGUUCGCCGGCGACAAAGACGGCAUUCUGUGGAUGUGGCUGAUCGGAAACAAUGGAAUUGCGCAGUCGAAGGUUGGUAGCAUCUUGUUGGGACACCAGUUGACCCCUGGACUGGAAAAGAGAGCCCCUACCUACCAUCUGCCCCCACCCCGCCUCGGUCAUUUUUAUAUGAGUGGUGGUGGGUCUGCCAACAUCUGUCGGCGUGUCUUUACUGUAAUAUACGACCUUUUGACCUUGGAAAGAAGGCAGAGCUGUUAUGAACCAAUCGUUAUCUUUGUUUAGAUAAUUUUCAUGGAAUGUGACCAAUUGAUGAAAUGUACAAAAGAUUCGGCUUGGUUUAUACAAAAAUGACGGUUGGAAAUUGUACCUACAGUGAUUUUUCUGUAAACCGAGCUGAGUCUGUUGUCCGUUUCAUCAAUUUGUCAUAUUCCAUGAAAGAUUUCUGUGGAAACCCCGAAAACGUGAUCUCUUGAUCUCUCUGGUUCACAGAUUCUCAGUUUCCCAUGGCAUUUGUUUACUCAAUAUACCUGUGUACCGAGUCACACGCCCGACAAAUCUAUAUUCAGCUGGUUUCCGUAGAAUUUGAGUACAUUUUUUUUUCAUGGAAUCAAUUCAGGUGAUAUAACAGGGAAAAGCUGAAAAGAAAUUCUGAGAAGGGGGUUUUUGAGCUCGUAAAUCGUGUUCGUUUCGAGAGCCGACAUGCACUUUUAGCUAAUUCAAAUCCCCCCAGAUGAUUUUUGGCGGGCAUUUAAACUAUUUAUUACCAUGAACACGAUUAAUGAGUUACCUACUGGUAAGCUCCGCCCCUUUUUUGUGCGAUUCUUGACCUUUUCGGCAGGUUCUCUGAUUUCAAGGCUCUUGUUUACCCCGACGUCGUCUCCUUCUCCUUCAUCAUCAUCAUCGGAGGGCACUUCUGCCGCUGACGGCUCUUUCUCUCUCUCUCUCUCUCUGUCCGGCUCAGAAUUGGACUUGCGAGUGAGAAAUCUUGUAAAAAGAGCGGCCAACGGCCGGUCUCCGUGUCUCUCCGUCUCUUUUCCCUACUUCCGUCGUGUUCUCUGGCCCGCCGUCCGCCUCUCACGCACUCUCCGACUGGUCACUUGUCUGCGUCUCCGUGUCUCUCGUCGCUCCGUCGCGCUCUCUAUCCGGUUCUCUCUCCCUCUCGCCGUUGCACAACAUGCAGAGAGUGAGGGAAAAGUGACAGCGGCACACCGCCCCGGGGGUUUUGACGAGCGAAACGAUGGCUUCGAGGGACCUACACGAUGAGAGCCGCUUCUCUUCCGCUUCACCUCUCUUCUCCCUCUUUCUCUGCUCAAAAAAGGAGCUGAGAGGGAAAUUGCUAUUUUCGAGGGGGGCUUUCCAUUCUAUGAAUAAAACAUUAGUUUGCUGACUGACUUGUGUGUGUGUGUGUGUGUGUCAAAUACUUGUUGGAAAAGAGAGGAAAGAAUACAUAGCAGGGGUGCUGUCGAAUUUUUUGGCCACACAGCGUAAUUAGGGUAGCAGUUUUUCGUAGAAUGUGAAAAAUGAACUCUGCUCAUGAAAAAAUGCAUGUAAACAUACGCACAUCACUUUUUUUGUAGAGAAAGCUAUGUUUGCAAUUAUUUGUUGUACAUUUCGUUGGCCGAUACCGUAAUAUCCGGCAACGCAUUCAGACUUUCCGAGUUCAGCGGCCUAUUUGUAAGCCUGAAAGUAAACGGCGCACAGUCUUCUCCUCCUCUGUGGCCCGAAAGUAAAUUUGCUUUCGGGUUGUUUGUUGGGCGGUGGCGGCGAAAUUUUAUAGUGCAGCGCUCCUUUCUCCUCCUAUUUGAAAGAGUCUGAGUGACUGGUUGCGAGGCGGGUCUCUCUCUCUCUCUCUCCCCGAUGACCCCCUCUGUUUCCACACAAGUGUCGCCUUGUCGACUGGUCGCGUGAUAACGGUCGUUUGCUGAUGUUUACGUGUUGUGUUCACUUGAAAGUCAUCAAAGCUCAUGCGUGGGCCAGGUGUUUCGGCGGACACGAUUAGAACAUCGUGUAAAGGACACAUUAAUGACUAGUACUAGGCGAAAGCGAAAGUACAAUGGAUCGAGAAGAAGUAGUUUGUUGUCGCCUCCGCUCGGAGCCACACAAAGAGCCCGCUAUUGUCCAGUGAACAUUGUCGACGACGACGACGACGAAAAAGUUGGACGAAUGACGUGUGCGAUCAUAGAUUUGGUUGUCAUGGAAAUGGUUUUUCGUAAACAGCCGACGCCGUUUUGCUGUUUUCGCUUCGAGAGCCCUCCAAAUUGAAUUCGUCGUCGUCGUCGUCGGCUGCGUGAGUCUCUAAUCCGUAGAACUUGUGCGCGUGCGCAAGGGAUGUGCUAUUCACGAAGGAUAAUCCGCGAGCAGAUGGCGACGUCCUCGUCUUCGUUUUCGUUUUCGUUUCAUUUUUUAUGAGACGGGGGGGCAUCUGCGCGCGCGCGCGGCACACACUAUAAUUAGUGGAAAUGAGGGAGGAGGAAAGAGCUAUUGAAGGGUUCCGGGCUGGGCCCCCACUCUAUUGUCUGAUGGGACAGGCUUUGUUUGGAAUAUUUAGAUUGCAAAUUUCAGGCCGAUUCGAUGAUCUGGAAUGGGGAUAUAUAUAGUUAAUUUACAUCUGCGAUAAAGUGAUUUGAAGUCGAAAAACUCGCAUUUUUCGCAAAACUAUCACCAGAUCAGCUAAUCCAAUCGGCCUGAAACUUUCAAGAUGCAUAAUGCACUUUUGCACUUACUUCCCUCGCCAAGAGAAAGAACAGUACAAAGUAUCGCUGCGGGGUGGUAUGUACACACUUGUUGACACCCCUUUCCGCUCCGCUCCGUACUAUCUCGAGUAUGCAUCUAGUCUAUGUAUUAUUCAUUAUCAUGUGAUCAUGAUCGCAAGAGUGGGAAAGAGGAAGAGAGAUAGCGGUUAGAGAUAAGAAGCGUUUUUGGCGCCAAAGUGGAAAAAUUCGAAUGGCUGCUUGCAGGUCUACUCUGGAAACGGCGCCUCGUGCACGGCCGGCUGUUUGAUGCCGGAUGGAAAGCGCAUUCUGGCCGGAUAUUCGGAUGGAAUCGUCCGUAAGUCAGCUGGAUUAUCAUGAGUCCCGAACGAAUCCCCUCGUACAUCCGCUUUUUUUGGACUGAGCACGCGGUCCAAAUGGAGAAAGGGGACAAUAUCUGAUAGAAAAGGGGUGAACGUUUUUGAGAAGUUUCUUAUCUUAUAAAAGACGCGGUGAAGGACACUACUACAAGCAUUUUGAAGGCGAGAACAGCAAAAAUGACUGGAAAACUUUAACGGAAUAUUUCUGUUUUAUUUCUGGACGAAUUUUGCCCGUUGUUGGCUCAAAAUGUGCGCAAAACCCCUGUCCAUGAUUCUUUUGAUAGCAAAUUUGACGAAAUGUCGUUUUUAGGCCUGUGGCUGCUGCGCGAAGAGACCUCCACCCAUCUGUACUUUCACUCGCCGAUCACCGCCAUCGACCACCACGUCAGCCAAUCGGUGGCGAUCGUCGGAACGCAGAGCGGCACGGUUAAUGUGAUCAACACGGCCUCGCCCGAGCACCAGCUCCGCAAGAUCUCUCUUCUGCCGCCGCCCGGCGUCAAAUCGACGACCGUCACCGCGGCGGGCACUUCGACGGAGCCGGAGGAGGAGGAUGACGUGGCGAACUGCGUGGAGAGCCUGGCGAUGGCGCCCUCGCAUCCCUGGUUCGCCGUCGGACGCAACGACGGAUCCAUGUGCAUCUACGAGAUGGACUCGAAUGCGCCGAGAAGCAUUUUCCAGUCGAAUCAGAUGAUGGUAGGCCAGCAUUUUCAAAAACUUAGAAGAAUUUCGGAUCGGAACUGCUCUUUCACACAGUUUUGUAUUCUAUCAAUUUUUAUGGCUCAAGCACACUAAAAUUGCAGAAAUUGGAAAAUUUUGAUGAUUACUCGCUUAUUUUGAUACUCGCAGUCCCCUGCCACCUUAAACUGCCCAAAAUGGUAGAAAUUCACAAAAAAAUAAAUUGCAGGCAAUCGUGAAGGUGAUCUGGUCGAUGGAGGGCAAUACUCCGUACGUGACGGUCGGCUCGAUCGACGGGACCGUCCGAGUGUUCGACGCGCGCGACAGCUCGCUGCUCAAGGAACUGCACAACGGCGGCGACGAGGUGCUCGACGUGCUCGUGAUGCAAUCGAAUCCCCAUCGGAUCAUGACGGCCGGCAGCGGCGGAAUCGUCCGUGUUUUCGAUUUGAACUGA